AUGGCCGCCAUUAACACCAACACCUCGUCUCCCUCCGAGAUCCAGGAGAUCACCACCCCUGCACCUGCCAUCGCCUUCUCUCAAGAACCCGACCGUCGUGGACGUGACCACUCAAUCACGCCCUUGAUCGAGGAAGACACCGUUGCCGACAUCAACGUCACCAGCGCCGAGGCCAGGAAGCACCGCAGCUCCUUGGCUGCCUUUGCUGACCGUCUUCGCUCUCGCUCGCGUUCCCACUCUCGCCAGCGCUCUACUGAGGACGAUCUUUCCUUGGACCGCACAACCACCCAGUCCUCGGUCAACUCGACAUCGUCUCGCAAGUCGUCCAAGUCAAGAUCUGGAUCCCGCCGAUCCUCCAUCGACGAGAACGCUCCCUACGCGGACGUUAUUCGUGCACAGGAAGAGUUCAUGGAGAAGCUGAGGGAUGAGCAAGAGAAGAACCAUAUCACGCACAACGCGGACGGUAUCCCAAUCCCACCUCGCAAGCCCUCGUCCCGAAGCAGCAGCAGACGGUCAAGCGUCUCCCACGCCUUGGGACUCGACAAGCCCAUGCUCGCGUUUUAA
This is a messenger RNA of Gamsiella multidivaricata, 564 nucleotides long. RefSeq lists its product as uncharacterized. The coding region runs from base 1 to 564 and encodes 187 amino acids. The transcript has a single exon. NCBI's taxonomy places the organism in Eukaryota, Fungi, Mortierellomycota, Mortierellomycetes, Mortierellales, Mortierellaceae. The record is from RefSeq and is a predicted model, not a curated record.